Pollicipes pollicipes is the source of this 7146-nucleotide messenger RNA. RefSeq names its product insulin receptor. The record is from RefSeq and is a predicted model, not a curated record. Gene Ontology annotation, biological process: positive regulation of MAPK cascade; positive regulation of phosphatidylinositol 3-kinase/protein kinase B signal transduction; glucose homeostasis. The coding region runs from base 444 to 5081 and encodes 1545 amino acids. Gene Ontology annotation, molecular function: ATP binding; insulin receptor activity; insulin receptor substrate binding. The transcript is spliced from 22 exons. Gene Ontology annotation, cellular component: plasma membrane; insulin receptor complex; axon. NCBI's taxonomy places the organism in Eukaryota, Metazoa, Arthropoda, Thecostraca, Pollicipedomorpha, Pollicipedidae.
CGAUCGGCGGGGACCGGUAGACUGGCCGCGCUCGGGCCCGCUGCGUCACGCGUCCGGCUACGGUGGAAUGCGGUGUGCGCGGUGGCGCUGUCUGACUGAGCGGAGCACGUCCGCUGCGGCAGCGGGUGUGAGGAGCGGCGGCGCGACGGUGGCGGACAGGUAGAGCGUACGCUGUAGCCGUGGUGUCCGUGUGGGAGGCUCGAGUGCAGUGGUGCUCUGGCGAGACGCUGAUCCUCGCUUCGGCCUAGCGCCUGACGGACACUGCCGCCGCCGGUGCGGAGCAGGAAAGAGGUCAGAUGCAGGAGGCGGGCGAGUGCCAGGUGCAGCGUAGUUGAUGGGACAACACUACUACGUGGUGAAUGGUACGAACGCAAUACUACAUACAUGGAAAGUGAGGUGAAACUUGCACCAUCAACGAACGAAGCUGGUGACGGAGUGCAGUGAUGGGUGGUAAUCCCCAGCCUGUUGUGUACCCGGCAUUAGGGUGGCGUGACCCUGCUGAAUUUGGACUGCUUGAGCUGAGACAGCAUGAGCAUGGCUCCAUGACUGUCAUGUCAAGAAGUGGACAUCGGCCAUGGCGUUUAUUUUCCAGGACAUGGAUUAUAAUGUGGGGCAUUGUGUUCUUGAUGUGUGUGAGUGGCAGUGUCAGUGAUGCAGGGGUGGAUGGGGCUGCAGCUGGCCCAAGUUCUGCGAGGCUUGAUCGACAUAAAAGAUCCAGACCAGGCAGUGUAGUCAUCGGAUCAGUUGGGGAGCAUAAAAUCUGCGGAUCCAUCGACAUCCGCAACAAGUUCAAUGCCUCGCUGAUGGCCGAACUGGCCGAAUGCGCCGUCAUCGAAGGCUCGCUGAAGCUGCUGCUGAUCAGUAACAAGACGGCAGGUGCAGCCGGCGACAUCUACCGCAACAUCAGCUUCCCACGCCUCAAGCAGGUCACGCACUACAUCCUGCUGUACAGGAUACAGGAGCUACAGUCGUUCGACAAGAUUUUCCCGUCACUGGCGGUGAUCCGCGGCCAGCAGCUGUUCAACAACUUCGCCCUGGUCGUCUAUGAGAACUACCACCUGGUGGACCUCGGCCUGGCGGCGCUGCGGCGUAUCAUGCGCGGCACCGUGCGCGUCGAGAAGAACCCGGUGCUCUGUUACUUGCGCACUGUCAGCUGGGAGCACCUGACGAACCGCACCGACGCCAUCAUCCAGGACAACCAGGAGCCGAGUAUCGACCCGGCCGACGAGGGCUCGUGCCCGUCGCGCGACUGCCCCAGAAACUGCAAUAGCUUCUCCCGGCUGGGCCAAACGCGCCGCGCCUGCUGGAACGCCCAGCACUGCCAGACGCUGCAGCCCACUCGGGGCUGCCACAGCGAGUGCGAGGCGGGCUGCACGCAGUUCAACUCGGACCGGCACUGCGUCGCCUGCAAGCACGUUGACUUCGACGGCCGGUGCAUGGCCCGCUGCCCCGCCAACCAGUACCUGUACGAGGGCUGGCGUUGCAUCAGCAAGGCCGAGUGCAUCGUCCUGGAGACGCACGACGAGACCAGCUUCAAGGCGCACAACGGCUCGUGCCUGCCGAACUGCCCGACUGGCUUCAAGCCCUCCGACAGGCGGGGCGAGUGUGUGCCGUGCAUUGGUCCGUGUCCCAAGAAGUGCAAGGGCAAGAUGCUGGACUCGGCGGCGCGCGUGCAGUCGAUGAAGGGGUGCACCAUCAUCGACGGGCCGCUGCGGAUCCAGGUGUCGGGAGAGAACAUUGUCCAAGAGCUGGAGGAAAACCUUUCUGAAAUCACGGAGAUUACUGGGUUCUUGCGAGUGAGCCUCUCAGAAGCGCUAAUUUCACUAAACUUCCUGAAGAAUCUGAGACUCAUCCGCGGCGAAGUGCGGGAGUCAGACGGCAGAUACGCGAUGUACUUCCUGCACAACCACAACCUGCAGUCGCUGUGGCCAAACACGACCAACCUGACGGUGCUGAAGGGUGGUGCGUUCUUCCACUUCAACCACCACCUUUGCCUGGAGAAGAUCAACUCACUGCUGCAGCGGCUCAACAUCACGGCCCGACGUGACAUCGACGUCGGCCAGAUGACCAAUGGAGACAAAGUGCCCUGCCGGCGCCAGCUGCUCUCAGUUAAGGUGACGGAGGUGUUCGAGACGAACGUCGGCCUGGAGUGGGACGACUUCAUGAACAACACGCGCGACUACCGCAACCUGCUUGGCUACAACGUCUACUACCGCGAGGCGCCAGAACGAAACGUCUCGCUUUACGGUGGUCGUGACGCCUGUGGUGGUGACUCGUGGAAGGUGGUGGACUUCAGCGCCAAGCAGCCCGGCAACAGCAGCGCCGUGCUGACCGGCGCCGGCGGCAUCAACGGCACCGGCGCCCCCAUCCGCCAAGUCAAGGAGGAGCUGCUGACCGGGCUCAAGCCAUUCACGCAGUACGCCUUCUACGUGGAGACGUUGAUGGCCGAGACGGGUGUGAACGCCACCAGCGGCCAGUCGGACAUCAAGUACUUCACCACGGCGCCCGGCGAGCCGAGCAAGCCGCUGGACCUGAGGGUGACGGCGCUGCAGCCCGCGGUCAAAGCAGGCCUGAUGGACGCCUCGCUGCACGUGGAGUGGGACCCGCCGGCCAGGCCCAACGGCAUCAUCGCGUACUACAUCGUGCGGGCCAAGUACAAGCCCGAACAGCUCGACCCCAACUUCGACUCCUGCAAGGAAGCAGACACGGCACGCUCGGAGCUCCUGCCCACCACCACCACCACCACCACCACACCCAAGCCGGCACUGGCGGGCAACAGCACGGUGGCAGUGGUUGGCGGCAUAGGCGAGUGCUGUCAGUGUCCGACGGACGGCGGAGCGCGUCGGCCGGCUGACAGCGGCGCCGGCAGCUUUGACCGCGACAAGAAGCAGGAGCAGAUCGACUUCGAGGACAUGCUGCACAACUCGAUCUUCAUCAAGCGGGGCUCGCCGCGCUCCAGCCGAGGCCGUCGCAGCGUGAACGGCUCGUCACUGGACAAUGUGUCUACCGCGAACCGUCGUAGCGGACCCUGCCUGGAGGUCGAGACCAGCGAACACGGAAGCUGGUGCAAGCUGUACGAGGCCAAACUUCCGGCCAGGAUGGGCAAGAACAGCACUCGCGUGCCCAAUCUGCGCUACUUCUCCGACUACGUGGUCGAGGUGAUGGCCUGUCAAGAGCGGCUGGCCACGUCGCCGGAGGCCGGCCGGCGCGAGGGGCUCGUCAACAGGCCGGCCCGCUCCAGCCCCUGCAGCCGCAUCACAAGAACCACCCGCAAGACUGGCAGAAUCCCGGCGGCCGACCGGCUGGACCACAAGCCCGUCAUUUCGAACCAGACCGGCCGGCUGGUGACGCUCACCUGGUCCGACCCGCCCGACCCCAACGGCGGCCACGUGCUCAGUUACAUCAUCCACAAGCGGCGGAUGGAUGGUGAACAGGGGGAGCUGACCAGCAAGAAGCUGGUGUGUCCGCUGCACCGGUGUGCUGAGCCGCCGUGCCGGCGCGAGGCGCGCGUCAAGCUGCCAGCCGGCAACAUCAGCCUGCAGCUGCAGGCGCGCACGCUGGCCGGCCUCGGUCCGCUCACGCCGCCCGUCUUCUAUCUGGUGGUGGCUCCGGGUGAGGGAAUACCGUCGGACAUCAUCGUCGGCAUCGUCGUCGGCCUGCUGAUCCUGCUGAUCGUGGCCUGCGGCAUGGCUAUCCUGUUCUUCAAGCGAAUGGCCAAGCGGCAGAUGGACAACAUCUACACGUCCUGGAACCCCUAUUACGGCGGCCAGAUCUCCUACCAGCCGGACGACUGGGAAGUGGACAUCGAGAAGGUGUACUUCGACCGCGUCAUCGGCAAGGGCUCGUUCGGCAGCGUGUACGACGGCACGGCGCUGCUGCGGUCGCGUGACUCGCCCGACGACACCGAGCAGCUGUACCGUGUGGCCAUCAAGACGCUGUUGAGCGACGCCAGCAUGUAUGAUCGGCAGGCGUUCCUCUCCGAGGCCAGCCUCAUGAAGGGGUUCAACUGCUACCACGUGGUGCGUCUGAUGGGCAUCGUGUCCAAUAUGAGCGCGAAGACGGCCGACAACAUCCCACGCGCGCCGUUCGUCAUCAUGGAGCUGAUGGCCAAGGGCGAUCUCAAGUCGUACCUGCGCAGCAUGAGACCGGAGGAUGACGGCGUCUCCGUGCCCGAGCACUGCCCCGUGCUACCGAACAUAUAUCAGAUGGCGACCCAGAUCGCGGACGGUAUGGCGUACCUGACGCAGAUGAACUCAGUGCACCGCGACCUGGCCGCACGUAACUGCAUGGUCUCCGAGGACAUGACCAUCAAGAUCGGCGACUUCGGCAUGACGCGGCAUCUGUACGAGAAAAACUACUAUAAGAAAGGUGGGAAGGGUCUGCUGCCGGUGCGCUGGAUGGGCCCCGAGUCGCUUCGGGACGGCCGCUUCACCUCGCAGAGCGACGUCUGGAGCUUCGGCGUUGUGCUCUGGGAGAUGGCCACGUACGCCGCCCAGCCGUACCAGGGCCUCAGCAACGAGGAGGUUAUCAACCACGUGCUGAACCGCAACCGCAUGUCGCGGCCUGACAACUGCCCCGAGCGGCUGUACGACCUCAUGUACCGCUGCUGGGAGUACCGGCCCUCCGACCGACCCACGUUCGUCGACCUGGUGGAGGAGCUGCUGCAGUACGUCGCCGACGACUUCCGCUUGCACAGCUUCUACCACACGCAGCGUCCGGCCAUGCAGGCGGCGGCUGAGGCGAGCGCGCGCGACGAGCCGGAGCCGACGGUGCGGACACCGCUGACGGGCGGCGAGCCGGCGCCGGCCUCGGUCACGCGCUGGCCGCGCAUGGCCGAGGCCGAGGACCUGACGGACGAGGAGGACCCAGAGGCCAACUAUGCCGAGUUCGAGGCCAUGAAGCUGGAGAGCCGCAACGGCGGCCACGGCUCGCGCUCGUCGUCGGCGGAGAACAGCAAGGCGCACAGCGUGCAGUUCUCGUCUAGCGACGGCAGCAAGGGCAGCAAGGCGAGCAACGGUAGCGCGCGGAACUGCUACAUCGCCGGCGGUGCGCUCAACCGGGUGCGAACUGCCGAGUGCUAGUGCAGGCCGUGUGCGAUUAUUGUUUUCAGUACAAACCUCACUGAAGCCCAAUAACUUAGUGAAUAGUGCUUUGUUUUUUUACAGCUACCUCGUACGUUUUGUCAUGGGACCAUUCGUAAGCUAUAGGCAAAGAUCUAUGUGAGCCGAAUUGGUCUGAGUUCUAGAUUUAUCUUGUAUUGUGCUUGUGUACAGACCGAUGGUUGAGGGCGGGGACCGACUCGCCUCGGGCCGCCGGCCUCGGCGGCGCGGGUGGGCGGCAGCCGGGACGCGGCGCGUGCCCUCCUCACCACGCCUCUCCUGCACGCACACCAUUCCCCUCUUAAUUUGCUCAUAGAAAAUGCCCAACUAGUCACCGCCUUUUCCUAUUGCUGAGGCGCGGCCCGAAGCGACGGCGCGCGGCUCCGCCGCCGGGGUCCCGGUCGCCGCGCGCCGCUCUCUGCUCAAAGCCGACCCGGGCCGGCCGCGCGGCGCCCCGGCUCGCCGGCGGUCCGUUCAGUUCCUGACAGUGCCAAACGGGGCGGGCGCUCGCCCGCCGCGGCGGCCGCGGUCGUACCUCCCGGCGUCCCGACCCUGGCGAGGCGUGCAUCCGAGCCGGCCGCGCCCGUACCUCUCGACGCCCCGUCACCGGCGCGGCGCGCACCCGAGCCGGCCCGCCCGUACCUCACGACGCCCCGUCACCGACGAGGCGCGCACCCCAGCCGGCCCGCCCGUUUCGAGCGCCGCCCGCCGCCACGUCCUCUCCUAGGUUUUAAACUCCUCGCCGCCGCUCGGUUUCGGGUGUAUUAUGUGUGUUUUCAAUCCUGUGACAUGCUUUUGUAUUCCUUUACAUGUGCACUGCCGGGAGGUCAGUGGGACUGCGAGCGCGACAGGCGGCCGUUCGCUCCUCGUGCGUUGAGUUAGGACCGACCGCGCCCGGCGCUGUACAUUUCCCCGUAUUGUUCUGUGCGUUGCGCCCUGCCCGCGCGCGGCCGCCGCUUCGCCGCUGCGGUGCGGCGACGGCCGACGCCGCGCCCUGCCCGCCCUGUUUGCUUGGUGUCUGGGCCGUCUCGCUGCGACAGGAGUGCUGUCGUGGGGCGGCCGCGCCGCGUGGAAGGUGGGGUUGUGGGGCGGGCGGCGCCAGCGGCCCGGUCGCGGGGUGGGUGGCGCCCGCCCCCUUCCGUACUCAUCUUCUGUGUUCAGUGUGGAGAGGCUGGGCGCUGUGAGCACCGUUGCCGGCCGGGCCUCAUGUGUAGAUGUCUAGUGGAAUCACAUUGGCGUGGGCCGCCCGCUGGUCGUCACUGUAGAGUGUUAAACUUACCUCGAGCGCUCGUCACGUCUCAUUUCACUGGCUAGGCACCCCGCAAAAGACAUGUGCAUUGGGACCGGUUUCGAAUGAGUAACGCUUCGGACGCCAAAGAUGCGUUAUGAUUUACAUAGGUUGUCAUCGGAGCGUGUAAUCAGGGCAGCUAAUGACCCAAGCGCAGUUCAUAUUUAACUUGUAUUUGGAAAGCAAACGGGUAAAUAUAUACGGUACGUGUCCGUCUAACGGAAAACAGCGUUUGUGUGGGUUCUGCCGCUCUGCGCCUGCCUCCGUCGCGUGUUUGCGCAUUAACGCUGACCGCGGGAUCGUGCUUCGCUCCGGUCGGUCCGAAAGCUAGCUCAAUGAUAGAAAAUAUGUGUGCUUGCCGUAGAACUCAUUUCGGGAUAUCUUGGGCCCGAAUGAUGAAAGUAAACAUUCAAUUAAAAGGCGUUGUAUUUUGGAAGGCAUACGGCGAUUGUGUCAACGGCGCAAUGGCUCUCGUAAAGCCACGGCACUGCAAACCGGUCUCAUCAGCCAGUGAGGAGCGGCGCGACCGCAGUGUGAUCCACUUGUCAGCCAUAUGCCCCCUUCAGCUCAUCAGCCAGUGAGGAGCUGCGCGAUCGCAGUGUGAUCCACUUGUAAGCCAUAUGCCCCGUUCAGUAUCCAACCGUCAGCGCCAGUGCGACUAUUUUCGAACAAAGCGCAAUUUCCUGGCCGCGCCGAAGUGCUCGGCACUAAGGUCUGACCAGCUGAAAGGUUGCACGUUCCCCUGCUACAGUCACGCUG